Messenger RNA from Cololabis saira (Pacific saury), 4732 nucleotides. RefSeq names its product neprilysin-like. Gene Ontology annotation, cellular component: plasma membrane. The record is from RefSeq and is a predicted model, not a curated record. Lineage: Eukaryota; Metazoa; Chordata; Actinopteri; Beloniformes; Belonidae. The transcript has 24 exons. Gene Ontology annotation, molecular function: metalloendopeptidase activity. The coding region runs from base 220 to 2691 and encodes 823 amino acids. Gene Ontology annotation, biological process: amyloid-beta clearance; protein processing.
UUGCAUAUCUUUCGGUCGUGGAAUUGCAUCCAGUCGCCACUGUCUUAUAGUAAAUCUUAUGACCUGUGCUGAUGUCAUACACGGUUGAGUGCUGUUGUGGAGCAGUGAGAGAGCAGCCUGGAGGGAGUAGCGUCUGGUGUGUACAGUAAUGUGGUUGGAUAAUGACCAUAAUCAGGGAAGUUUACAUUACGUCGGUCCAUUGUUUUGUCAUGCAGAGGAAUGAUGGGCAAUUUGACAUUAAGCAAGAAUGUACUUAGGUGCGAUAAAUGUGUGUGUGGCUGUAUAGUUCCCUUUUCCCUAGAAGGAAGCUAUGAGACUUGGGUCACGCAGCGCUCUCAUCCCUGUCUGCUCUUGGAGACCCACCCAUCUGCACACACCUCACGGCACUGGAUUGUAAAAUCUGGAGUGUACUGCCUCAAGGGUGAGUUGAUACAGCUUGCUGCUGAAGGAGGAGAGCCGAAAAUGACAGAAACCAACACGCCCAAAUCGGCUAAGAAGCCCCGCUGGACCUCCUUGGAGAUCGGCCUCAUUACCAUCGUCUCCCUGCUCUUCGUCGUCAUUGUUGCUCUCGUCAUUCUCUUUGCCACCCAGAAGACUGAUGAAAUGUGCACCACAGCAGACUGCACGCAGUCAGCGUCUCGUCUCAUAGAGAAUAUGGACGCUACCGUGAACCCAUGUGACAACUUCUACCAGUAUGCCUGCGGAGGAUGGCUGAAAAAGAACAUCAUCCCGGAGACCAGCUCUAGAUACAGCACCUUUGACAUCUUAAGAGACGAACUGGAGGUCAUCCUCAAAGGUGUCCUUGAGAAGACGGUGGACGGGGAAGCUGCUGCUCUCACCAAGGCUAAGACCCUUUACAAGUCCUGUAUCAAUGAGAGUUUAAUUGAGCAAAGGGGAGGAGAACCUUUGCUCGAUACGCUAUCUGACAUGUUCGACUGGCCCAUAGCUGUCGAUAACUGGGAAACCGACUAUGGAAAAACUUGGAGGCUGGAGGAUGUUAUUGCCAGGUUAAAUGAGAAAUAUGGAACUCAACUCUUGGUUAAUUUUUAUGUCGGCACUGAUGACAGGGACUCCAACUCACACAUCAUUCACUUUGACCAGCAGUUGAGCCUCGGCCUCUUAUCCAGAGAUUACUAUGCGUGCAGCGGUCCCUAUGCAGAGGCAUGCCGAGCCUACGAGCAGUUCAUGAUCGACCUCGCCAAGCUGAUUCGCUCCGACCGAGGACUGGAAGUCAAUGAGACCCGUAUAAGGGAGGAAGUGACACGAAUAAUUGACUUGGAGAGGGACAUUGCCAACGCCACUGACACACCGGAAGAUAGAAACAACCCGGUGCUGCUUUACAAUAAGAUGGAGCUUGGGGACCUUAAUGCCAAUUUCACCCUUGAGGUCGAUUCACAGGUAUUCAACUGGAGUUACUUCACAGCUAAGAUAAUGGAUACAGUCAACAUCAGCAUUCCUGACACAGAAAAAAUCUUAAAUUAUUCCCCCAACUAUUACAGAAGACUCAACCUUGUUCUGGCCAAAUACUCAAAGAGGGAUCUGCAGAACUACUUGUUGUGGCGUUUUUCUAUGAAUAUGGUGGUGGGCCUUAGCAGAGCUUACAGAGACACAAGGAAAGCUUUUCGCAAGGCUCUGUCUGGCACAACGUCAGAGGCAGCUGUGUGGCGACAGUGUGCGCUCUACGUCAACAGCAACAUGGACAAUGCUGUGGGACGGCUGUACGUGCAGGAGGCCUUCUCUGAAAAGAGUAAAGAACUGAUGGAGGAGAUGAUUAAAGACAUUCGGGAAGUUUUCAUUAGUAACCUUGAUGAUUUGACCUGGAUGGAUGCAGAGACCAAGAAAGCAGCUGAGGAGAAGGCCCGAGCGAUCCGUGAAAAGAUCGGCUAUUCUGGCAACAUAAUGGAUGAUGGAUACCUUAACAAUGAGUAUAGAGAUCUGAGCUACAGUGCAGAGGAGUACUUUGAAAACAUCCUACAGAACCUGGAGUUUGUGCAGAAAAAACGCCUGCGGAAACUCAGAGUCAAAGUCAACAAAGAGGAGUGGGUAACUGGAGCUGCUGUUGUCAAUGCCUUCUACUCAGCCAGCAAAAACCAAAUAGUCUUCCCUGCAGGUAUCCUCCAACCCCCUUUCUUCAGCAAGGGUCAGGCUAAAUCUCUCAACUUUGGUGGCAUCGGCAUGGUAAUCGGUCAUGAGAUCACACAUGGCUUUGAUGACAAUGGCCGUAACUAUGAUAAGGACGGUGACCUGAAGGACUGGUGGACACCAGAAUCCACUCACAGAUUCCUGGAGCUGUCAAAGUGCAUGGUUGAUCAGUAUGGUAACUUCUCCUGGGACCUGGCUAAUGGACUGCAUUUAAACGGGAACAACACCCUUGGGGAGAACAUAGCUGACAAUGGAGGAAUACGACAGGCAUACCAGGCCUACAGGAACUAUGUGAGUGAGCAUGGAGAGGAACCACCGCUGCCUGGCAUCGAUCUUUCCCAUGAUCAGCUCUUCUUCCUAAACUUUGCUCAGGUUUGGUGUGGGACACACCGACCAGAACAAGCUGUUAAUUCCAUUAAAGUAGACGUACACAGCCCAGGAAAAUUCAGGGUAAUAGGCUCCCUUCAGAAUUUCCCAGAAUUCUCCAAAGCAUUCAGCUGCAACAAAAGCAGCUACAUGGUCCCUGACAAUGUGUGCCGUGUAUGGUGAUUGAAAGACUUCUGGGAUGGAUCGCCAUCCCUGUCCCAGACCUACGGUACCUCUCUCCUCUGACUGUUGGAGCGCUGGAGGAGUGCACGGAGUUGGAGGCUUCAAUUAGCUCUUUACUGGAUGGACCAUGGCUGGUGGACUGACUGCAGUGUGCUCCUUCAUUUAAGGACAGUAGCCGACUGCACCGUCACAAUAAACAGAGCACUGUUUCUCCAAUCUGAUACUGUAGUUUAUUCAACCAGCCUGAUAUAUUCUGCUACUCACUGGAUACAAUUUCCUUUUCCUCUUGGUUUUUCUUCUUUUUUCAUUUGAGUCCACCAAUGUGUAUCUCUGAGUGCAUGUGUUCCAGUCAAAAUGUUCUACAAGAGGUUGGCAAAGAGUGGCAGACAGAAAAAUGUGCUCAACCCACUGGCAUAUGAAUACAUGAAUACACCACACACCCACUCAUGCUCCUAUACACACACACAACCCAGCUGAACCACUGUAUUGUAUGUGGGACUAUGCCGUUCCACUCUAAUAAAACCUCAGCCGCUUUCAGCCUUCAUGCAGUUACUCUAUGUACUAAUAAUCCAGGGCUUUGUUUAUCCAGAAAAUUAUGCCAGAUAAAUUAUUACUGAAAAUCCAAAUGUAUUUCAUUUAAUAUACCAAUAAGUAAUUCAGUGUGAUGAUCACGCAGCAUACAUGAUUACUAGGUACUGUUCUAUAUAAUGUCUAUUGCAGUUGGCAGGUCGCUGCUGUUCGGGUGAACAUAAUGAACCAAAAUUAAGUUUUUGCCUUUUUUUUUUUUAUGACAGCUGGUCAUGAAUCAUUGGCAUGACAAUCUACAGACUCAAGAUUCUUUACAUGUCCUCUGAGCCUCCUGUUUGUCUGUGCGUGGAUGUCUUUGUGUUCCAUUCUCUGUAAGUCAUUUAUCACUGCCUGCUGUUGGUCAAGUUAAUUGGUAUGCCUUAUAGUUGUGUUUGUGUGAGCACUUGUGGGAGGGGAAGAAAAAAGGAUCAGCAAAUGUAUCGCAGAAGUGUUUUGACUUUUUCUUUGCAGCUCAUUUUUGCUUUUCUUCUUGAGAUUAUGAAGAAAAACCUACACCACUUUCAUGCCUGCGUGCUAACAUGCUACCAGUUAGCAUAGUUUAGCAAAAAUAGAUGGAAAUAGCCAUCUUGGCCUUUUUCCAAAAGGGAGAAAAAGAGAUAAAGGCUCAGAUAAACUCGAUUACCAAAUUAUGUAUUUUAAAAAGUGCAUAACUAAGGGACUACGAUGUGGUGCAAGGUAGAUUAAAAUCCCACUGAGUCACUGCUUGGACCAGGGACUUCAGUCUUCACUAGUUGCCUAGCAACCUAACAGUUACGAGAGGGCUUGCAGUAUUUGCAUUUCUAUUUUUAUAUGAACUAACAAGGACUUAUAAAUUGUUGAUGGCUGAACUUUAAUUCAUACAAACUAACUAUCCUGGAUGUAACUAAUUUUAACAAGCUGAUGUGAAAGUAUCAGUCUGCCCAGCUCUUGGCAAGAUGGUACAGAGACCAGAAAAUGUUGAACGCUCUUCUAAGAAGGGUGAUCUUCAAUUUAUUGCCAGUCUUGUUUCAGGGGAUUCUCAGACAAAUCAAAAGUCAACUGGCAGUUGUCGCAAAGAACCUUUCAAAGGAAUGUUGAUCUCCCUUUUGAAUCGAAACAUUUUCCAAGCAAAGAGUCAAGAUGGUGACUUUCAAUUCAACAGUUUGUACGGCUUUUUUUCUAUAUUAAAAUGUAUCUGAGGAUGCGAUAAUGGAUUCAUUGUGGACAUUUCUUGCCUUUGCCUUUUAAUGUAAAGAUUAGUGCAAUAAAUGUUGCACCACAGCCACCUACGUCUUCAUACACCGUCAUGUAUAGUCUUCAGUGUUUUCCCUGCUGUAUUGGUCUUAUUUGUGGGAAUUUUUUUUGUCUUUCUAUUUCUGUGAUCUCCCUCUCUAAUAGUAGAAAUACAGAUAUACCUCAGUUGCCUGUAUUUUAGAUACUUUAUAAUGAUGAUUAAAAAAAAAUUGUUUCUUUCAAAAUAAAUCUUUAAAUAACA